AUGCGAUCCAAUGCCGAUCACAUAAUGGAGAUUGCAUCCUCGCGCGACUCCCAGCCAUCGAAGCGCAAGGCGUCUCCGGAACGCGAUGACCGCGGCCAGUCGCCGAAAAGGACACGAUACGACUCCGACGAGGAGACGCGAGACCGCUCAAGACGACGAUCGCGGUCACUGCGGAGAGACCGCGCAGUUGUGGAUGAACAUCCACCAGAACGGCGUCCUACGGUCGCAACGCAAGAGGACAAGAGGCGAGGGAAGCGUUUAUUCGGCGGCCUGAUGAACACGCUGAACCAGGGGCCUAGCACCAUACAGCAGAAGCGUAGACAAGAAAUUGAGAAGAGGCAAAAAGAGCGCAUGCAGAAGCAAGAUGCGGAGGACGGACAGCGACGGGCCGAGAGGCUUGCGCAGCUACGAGCUGUUCGGAUCAGAGAGCAAAUCGUCUUCGACGAGGAAGUCAUGCGAAAUCGACAUGUAAAAAAGCUAGCCCUGGCGAGAUAUCUACAAACCAAAGCCGAGCCCAGAAUUUACUAUCUGCCCUGGCGCUGCACGGACCACGAGCAAGAUAUUAUAGAUGAGCAAAGGAGAAAGGCGAGGGAGCUUGUGCAGCGCGAAGAGAGCGAAUUCGAAAAGCGUCGAAAAUGGCACAUUGAUCGACACGGCGCCGCCGUUAAACCCAGGCCGCAAUCACCACCUCGAGAGCAGCCACGUCCACCAACGGCGAGCCCUUCCCCGCCCGACAUAGCCGCUGCGGAAUCAGCGAUGAAUGCGGAUGGCGACCCGGGCGGUGGUGAGGAGGAGAAUUCACGAGCAGAUGGCCACGAUGAUGCCGGGGACAUUGUGGAACAUGCUGGGGAAGAUAUGGUGAUAUACUAG
Beauveria bassiana ARSEF 2860 is the source of this 870-nucleotide messenger RNA. Its product is annotated as pinin/SDK/memA domain protein. The record is from RefSeq and is a predicted model, not a curated record. Gene Ontology annotation, cellular component: catalytic step 2 spliceosome. The transcript is spliced from 3 exons. NCBI's taxonomy places the organism in Eukaryota, Fungi, Ascomycota, Sordariomycetes, Hypocreales, Cordycipitaceae. The coding region runs from base 1 to 870 and encodes 289 amino acids.